Molecule: messenger RNA, 951 nt
Organism: Sphenostylis stenocarpa
Lineage: Eukaryota; Viridiplantae; Streptophyta; Magnoliopsida; Fabales; Fabaceae
Source: the annotation of a GenBank genome assembly
AUGGGGAAGAGGCCGCCGCACCUGUCCGACAUAGAGGCGGCCCGCUACCCCCCACCACCACCUCCUACUUUCCACAUGCCACAGCCUCGGCAGUGGCUCUCAUGGUUGGUGCCACUCAUUUUUUUGGCCAACAUUGCAAUGUUCGUGUAUACCAUGUACGAAAAUGAUUGCCCUGCCUACUUAAGCGACGAGGUUUGCCUCUUCACUGAAUAUCUGGGCAGGUUCUCCUUCCAACCUUUCAGGGAAAACCCUCUCCUUGGCCCUGCCGUCCGCACGCUGCGGCUAUUAGGGGCCCUUGAAGAGGACCUAGUGGUGCACAAAUAUGAAGUAUGGCGCUUCUUUUCCUGCAUGUUUCUUCACGCUGGAGUCGUGCAUUUAGUAGCCAAUAUGUUCAGCCUUCUAUUUAUAGGAGUUCGGCUUGAGAAUGAAUUCGGAUUUGUGAGAAUUGGAUUCUUAUAUAUCCUUUCUGGUUUUGGCGGAAGUUUGCUGUCGAUGAUGCAUAUGAAAGAAUCUGCGACAAGUACCGUAUCAGUUGGUGCAUCUGGAGCACUUUUUGGUCUUCUGGGAGCCAUGCUUUCUGAGCUUCUAACCAACUGGAGUAUCUAUGCAAAUAAGUGUGCAGCUCUUACAAGCCUAUUGAUCAUUGUUGGCCUAAACUUGGCUGUUGGGUUUCUACCCCAUGUGGACAAUUCAGCUCAUGUGGGAGGGUUUUCGGCAGGAUUUUUACUCGGUUUUAUUCUUCUGAUGCGCCCUCAAUAUGGAUACGUAAAUCGCAAAUACAUACCUCCAGGAUAUGAUGUGAAACGUAAAUCCAAGUACAAAUUCUAUCAAUAUUUCUUCCUGAUCGCGGCACUGAUCAUUUUACUUCUCGGAUUUGCAUAUGGCCUGGCUGACCUGUAUAUAGGAAAUGCAGCCGACAAAUUUUUCUUCCUAGACAGUUAUCCACGAUGA